This is a messenger RNA of Heteronotia binoei (common prickly gecko), 1237 nucleotides long. It is a transcript of the gene HAUS8, whose product is annotated as HAUS augmin like complex subunit 8. The coding region runs from base 124 to 1107 and encodes 327 amino acids. The record is from RefSeq and is a predicted model, not a curated record. Lineage: Eukaryota; Metazoa; Chordata; Lepidosauria; Squamata; Gekkonidae. The transcript is spliced from 10 exons.
ACAGGGGGAGGAAGUGGGAGCGCGUCAUUUCCGCCUCAGGCGGGCCCGGCGCUCUCUGCGGCGCCCCAGUGCGCAUGCGUCCCACUCUCUUCGAGCGCCGUGGCGGGAAGAGGCGAACUCAGCAUGGGCGAGGCCGCGCAGGGCUCCAAGGCCAGAGGAGGAAGAGUCGUGCCGUCCCGGUACUUGCAGUAUGACAGGAAAAACGCCUCAAAGGCCGAUAUUAGCCAGUCUGCCUCCAAAGGGCUGGAGAGGGCAGCCUCUACCAAGAGACACCCAGCUCAGUGUCAGAAGCAGAAAAGUCGUGCAGAAACAACCUUCGGGGUACUGCAGUCCACAGCCCUGGAAGACCACGGGAAUGCUCGACCCGACCUGGAAUUCUCGGUGAUCAAUGACGAAGCCCGACCUGGGACGGCUCUCUCAAAGCCAAAUACUGCCGGGAAAAGUGCCUCCAGGAAACAGCAGAGCCUGAUGUCUGCUGAUGCAGAAGAUCUGAUUCAAAUGCUGGACUCUCAGACGCUGCUUUUAACAUACGCCUCCGUCAAGAUGGAGAGAAACCUUGCUGCCCUGGAGGAGAAAGAAGAGAGGAACUUGCUGGCCCUCUUAAAGGAACGUGAGAAACUUCAGAGCGAGGCCCACAGGAAGAAACUCAGACUUCUGCAGCUGAAGAAAGAGCAGGACCUCCGUGAUGUGCUCAGCGGACAGCUUGAAGUGCUUGCUCCCAUUGCAGAGCGGCUUGCCAAUUUCCACGAGGAGUACAAGCAGUUUGCCACUUCUCUGGACUCGACGCGGCAUGAAUUGCCCCUGAAAGAGAUCCAUACGGGAGAGAAUCGGAGUCAGUACCUUGCUGACCUGCAGGAACACCUGACGGCCACUCAGAGCGUUCUAAAGAAGAGCCUGCAGGAACAUUCGGAGCACAACGCCCAAGCGCUGCCCGCGGUGAAGGAGCUGGAAGAGACGUCUCUGAAGCUGGCGGAUGAGCUCCCCAGGAGCUUUGCCACCGUGCUGAAGCUUUCUGCCGACGUGAGCAAGGAGGUCUCGCUGCACCACCAGAAAAGCUGCGAAGACACCUUGGGGCUGGAGGCCAUGAAGCAAUAUUACUUCCCUUAGGCCUGGACUCUUGGUGGACUGGAGCUCCUUUCCCUGGCAACCAGCUGCGACGGCACUGCCUUUGCCAGAAAGCAUCCACUGCCCUUUCACAUUUGCCGUGUUUGAUAUUAAACACACUUUUUCGCCGCGA